This is a messenger RNA of Melampsora larici-populina 98AG31, 729 nucleotides long. RefSeq lists its product as uncharacterized. Bases 1 to 729 code for a protein of 242 amino acids. The record is from RefSeq and is a predicted model, not a curated record. The transcript has 4 exons. Lineage: Eukaryota; Fungi; Basidiomycota; Pucciniomycetes; Pucciniales; Melampsoraceae.
AUGCCCCAGGUGUCCAUUUAUCAUCCUCAUGAAGACGAGGUGAUUUGGGCAUGUGAACUAUACUCAACAAAGAUUCAAAUGGACAGCGGGUCCGGAGAAUCAGAAACUAGCUUCCAGCUUGAUCCGACUAUCGAAAGCUUACCGCCACCAUCAUCUGGAGAAACAGAUGAUCUAGUCGAAAGGAUUUGUCGAUUUAUGACCAAGCAGCAAACCAGCACGAAAAAAUUCCUCUUGUCUUAUUUAAAAUCAUCUAAUCAAUAUGUUGUCUCGCGGAAGAAACAGUGGGGAUCAGUGAAGAAAGGUUGGAAAACCACCGAGGAAAUCCUGGAUGCAAUUGAUGAGCUUGCAAAGGUUAUCGUAGCAGCACAGUCUCCACCUACUGGAAGUCUCUACAUCAACAUCAAUAAACUCGAUCAGCCUUUUUUUGACCACGCAAUGGAUGUUAAACGAGAUGACACUGUCAUUCAAAGCAUGAAUUUUAUCCACGAAUUGAUUAGUUUUAAACUAGGGAUUCAUAAGAAGACCAGUGAUGAAACGAGUGUGGAAAGUUUACAUAUCAAUUCAGAUUCCAACUUAGAAUCAGACUCCGACUUAGACUCGCAUGAGGACUGUCAAGCGGCGACGAACUCGGCUGCAACAAACGAUUAUCACAAAUCGAAGGACAAGGCAGAAAACACACAGACUAGAUUGAAAUCCGUUUUCUCAAAAUCGAUUGUGAAAAGCCUGUAA